AUGGUUCAGGGAUAUGACCAUGGUCUCAGACGUCUGACAAGACCCCAGGUAUCAAGAUGGCCCUUGGUGAUAACAGCCGUGGGCAGCAACUCAGACCUGGGCUGCUGUGGGGACACUGGUACAGGUAUAACCUUUGGCAACAGUGUGGGCCUGGGUGACACCAUGACCUUGGGUGGCAAUUCAGGCCACUCAGCAUUUGUUCUAGCAUCACUCAUUAAACCAGCCACUGUUUUAUCACUCAUCACUCAUUCUCCAUUGAGUGCUCAUCAGACAUCUGUGUUUUUGACUACUGGAUCACUUGCUGCUUAUGAUUUUGCCAGGGCUCUGUCGGGGCUGAGGGCCAAGGGCCGACACUACCACCCGGGCCCCGCCGGCGCCGUUGCCUUUCCCGCCCAGCCCCCGCCAUGUCCGAGGGGCUCGGCGGCCACGUCCUACACGGAAGACGAUUUCUACUGCCCCGUCUGUCAGGAGGUGUUCAAGACGCCGGUGCGGACCGCGGCCUGUCAGCACGUUUUCUGUAGAAAAUGUUUCCUGACUGCAAUGAGAGAAAGUGGAAUUCAUUGUCCCCUGUGUCGUGGAAGUGUGACGAGAAGAGAAAGAGCAUGUCCAGAACGGGCCUUAGAUCUUGAAAAUAUCAUGAGGAAGUUUUCUGGUAGCUGCAGAUGCUGUUCAAAAAAGAUUAAAUUCUAUCGCAUGAGACAUCAUUACAAAUCUUGUAAGAAGUAUCAGGAUGAAUAUGGUGUUUCUUCUGUCAUUCCAAACUUUAAGACUUCUCAAGAUCCAGUAAGGAGCAGUAAUAGGAAUGAAACACCUUCAUCUGAUAACACAGAAACUUACCAAGAGAAUACAAGUUCUUCUGGGCAUCCCACCUUUAAGUGUCCCUUAUGUCAAGAGUCAAAUUUCACCAGACAGCGUUUAUUGGAUCACUGUAAUAGUAACCAUCUAUUUCAGAUAGUUCCUGUGACAUGUCCUAUUUGUGUGUCUCUUCCUUGGGGAGAUCCUAGCCAGAUUACUAGAAAUUUCGUUAGUCAUCUAAAUCAAAGACAUCAGUUUGAUUAUGGAGAAUUUGUGAAUCUUCAGCUAGAUGAGGAAGCCCAGUAUCAAACUGCUGUAGAAGAGUCUUUUCAAGUAAACAUCUGAUGUGUGUACACAUCUCUUCAUCCUUGUACCUACAAGUGCCAUCUUUAAGGGAAAGACAUGAAGUCACCAUUUCAGUAAUUUGCUGUGCAUAUUAAUAAAAAUAAUUCACUCUA
Messenger RNA from Microtus oregoni (creeping vole), 1253 nucleotides. RefSeq names its product E3 ubiquitin-protein ligase RNF138-like. The record is from RefSeq and is a predicted model, not a curated record. The coding region runs from base 1 to 1140 and encodes 379 amino acids. Lineage: Eukaryota; Metazoa; Chordata; Mammalia; Rodentia; Cricetidae. The transcript has 3 exons.